Molecule: messenger RNA, 3388 nt
Organism: Perca fluviatilis (European perch)
Lineage: Eukaryota; Metazoa; Chordata; Actinopteri; Perciformes; Percidae
Gene: ripk3
Product: receptor-interacting serine-threonine kinase 3
Exons: 14
Coding region: 203-1666 (487 amino acids)
Biological process (GO): protein phosphorylation
Molecular function (GO): JUN kinase kinase kinase activity; ATP binding
Source: RefSeq, a predicted model, not a curated record
UGAGGUGGAACAAGAGCGGCUGCUGCAUAUGAGUAGAAAGCCACUGAAUGAGCAGCAGGGUUUUUACACACUUUUACCUCCGUCAGUACGGUUGAAUGAUGAGGAAGGAGCGUAUAUCCCUAAGGGGGCUUUUUAUUAUUUUUUGUACGUGUAAGAUAGCCUAAACUACAAAGACUGUGGGUUUCCUGUUGUGUAGUGAAGUAUGGCACUGAGUAGCAGUCAAGCUCCUAUAUUGGUGGAAGACUCCAGCUUGGAGGGCUGGAAGGUGAUUGGCUCCGGGGGUUUUGGACAAAUCUACAAAGCCAGGCAUCGUCGGUGGGGCUGCGAUGUGGCCAUUAAACUGCUUCAUUAUGAUGACGGGACCAGUGCGUCUUUGCUGCGUGAGCUCGACAUGAUGCGCAGAGGAAGCAGCCCGUAUGCUAUUCAGGUCCGAGGGGUCUUCAGGGGUCGAGUUCCCUACUCUGGCUUGUCAACACAGCUCGGUCUGGUCAUGGAGUUAAUGGAAAGAGGAUCACUGGCCUCCCUACAGGAAACCUUAUGUGGAGCGCCACCCUGGCCAUUGGUCUUCAGACUGGCACACCAAGUGGCUCUGGGCUUAAACUUCCUCCACAGUCUGUCCCCUCCCAUGCUCCACCUGGACCUGAAGCCCAGCAACGUGCUGCUGGAUUUCUAUCUCAAUGCCAAGCUUACAGAUUUUGGCCUUGCCCGGUAUUACCGCAGCGUCACGCGGGUUUCCAAGAAGGACACUGGAGAGGAAGGGGGGACGAUCAGCUACAUGCCACCGGAGGCGUUCCAAGUCUCGUAUAGUCCAACCCUAGCCUCUGACAUCUACAGUUAUGGUAUACUCUUAUGGUCCAUUGUCACAGGGAAACAACCAUAUGCACAUGCAAAGUCCAGCUUAGUGCGGCUUCGCAUCCCAGAGGGAGACCGUCCAAUGUUGGACGAGAUCAGGGUCCAGGCUAUGGGGCGUGCAGGGUUGACAGGACUGAUUGAGCUCAUGGAGAGAUGCUGGGACACCAGACCGAAACAAAGGCCCUCCUCCCUUGAGUGUACAACUGAGACAGAAGAACUGUAUAAGAUACACAAACAUGCAAUCAAUGAUGCUGUCCAUCAAGUGCUGAAGAAACUGGACCAAAGGGAAGAAGAAACAAUGGUUGAUCAGAUUGGGAGGGUUCAUAUCACUCAGGCUUCAGCGGGUGAACGUUUUGAAGCAGUGAACAUUUAUGAUAACGCACCCACAGGCGGCCCACCAAUUCAGGAAAUGGCUGGUGGUUGCACUGCAAAUCGAACAGACAAUGCAAGAGUUAAAGAGCCGCCUUCAUUUGGACCUGCAAGUGUGUGUUAUAAGUCCUCUGUUUGCCCCAUUGGAUCGCCAUCGCCCUCUCCUUCGACUGAGAGGUCAAGUGAAAGCAGCACAGCAAAACCUCCCCAGCCGUCUUUUAGACCACAUCUGUCUUCACAGUACCACCGUCAGUUGUCCAGCCCCGAAACUUUCCAAAUUCACCUCUGCAACGUAACCGGAUUUCAGCAUGGCAACAACAACAUCAUGCACAUCCAAGUUAUGGACCCCUCAGACAGGAAAAGGCACCCGACAGCACCAUCUAGGGUCGACCUCCCGCCGCCACAUCCAGGAAGCUGGAAGGACAAGACAGGAGGGGUCGGUUGAGUUCACAUGGGAGCUUUACUGCACUUAAAUUUACUGCAUUACUGCAUUUAAAUUUGCUUUUCAAAUCUGGAUAGGAUUAAGAUGUGGUUUUAGUAGAUUGCAUGCUUUCAAAAGGGUUUUGGUAAAAAGGUUUUUUAAAAUGUAUUUAUUUAGCUUCUUUUGUUAGAAUAUGAUAAACCAAUAAGCAAAAACCUCACAGCUCUCUUUUGCUGUGUCAGCAGUGUAAAUGUUGGCCAAGUCAUAUGGUCAUAGGUCAUAUGGUUUUGCUUUUCCACCAACCGUGGACAACAGAUAUCCACAGCACAGUGUCAGCUAACGAUCAGGUGCCAAAAAUCGCCAUAAAGUCUUUAUGAACUAUUGAUCAUCUGUAUAUAUAGAUAUUUUUACAAAUAUUAUAUCUUUUGUACUUAAUGCAUUGGUUUUGUCUUUUAUAUUUAUAUUUUAUAUGUGUCCUUUUGUGGGUAUAUGUUUACAAACUUAUGAAAAUGUUCCAACCCAAACAACUUCAUUAACCAUUUCAUAUGUUGUUUUUUUUCAUUUUGAUUGAAUUGAUUGAAAAAAAAAGCAAACAUGAAGUUGAAUUUUAACAGAAGUGUGUACAUACUUCCACCCAGAAUUUUGCAGUUGAUGUAUCAGUACUUCCAAUAAAAAAUUGGCAUCUUGAAUACUUCACUCAGUUCAAGCAUGAUGUAGCUUCAAUGAAGUGUUGGAAUAAGCCAUGUAUGGAAUAUGUAUGUGAUAAAGAAUUGCUUUAUUUUAAAGGGUAGAUCUAAAAUGGGAUUAUGGGAUUUGCUGACACUUAAAAAACAAAAAAAGCCUCUGAGAGAGGGAACUAUCAACACCUGCAUAAUGUGCUGUUUGAAUAAAAUCCAGAUAAAAUCCAGCAUGGCACAUUAAAAAUACUAUGAAUGAAGGUGAACAUGGAAACGGUGAAAUUUGUGGUCAACAGAAAAUGUAAGAACCCAAACACACGCCCUCUGUAGCUUCAGCCAUGCAGGUGCACAGGUGCAUAAAUAGACAAUGAUGACUGCCAGACCAACCCCCCCCCCCACGUGAGAAUUUUCUGCUUUUCUAUUUUUUUUUAUAUCAUAUAAACUAAAUAUAUGUGUGUUUUGGACCAUUUGUCACACAAAAUGACAUGUACUGUGAAUGAUGAGUAUCAUACAGCUGCAACAAUUAGGCCUACUUGAUUAAUUGAUUUAUUACAAUUUAAUUUUAUGAAAACUUUUUUUUAAUUGCUUAAGUCAUUUUUAAGCAGGAAUACAAAAAACCUUUUCUGGUUCUAGCUUCCUAAAUGUGAGAAUUUUGCUGUUUUAUAUCUUUGUGAAAUUGAAUAUUUUGAAAAAGUCUUGCUUUUUUACUUAUUUUGUGACAUGUUGUAGUACCAUCUGGUGUUUAUCUGUCAAUCAGUGUGGACUGUAACUUUCCAUGUGUACAGUAGGUGGCACUCCUGUUUUUCUGUUCAACUUCGGUGUCUUAUAUCUACCCAUUUAUUCUUCUAUCCAAACAAAUCACUUCUAUUGCUGCUGGAAAUGUAGAUGUCAUCACUUCCAGUUCACCAGGAAACCUUCUUCUCCCACAACAACACAGCUGUUUAGAAAAAGUUAGUUUAUGUAUUGUAUCACAGAGAUUCAAAAGCCCUUUUGCACACUUCUUUUUUGGGGCAGGUGUGUCGGAAAAGGUAAAGGUUCACAAUGUGAAAUAAAGUAUUUGCAUGCAUAA